AUGGAAAGAGAGCAAGUGCAAUAUACAGAGCAUGUGAAUGAAAAGAGACAACAAUUGGAUGAUGGUUAUGCAGAGAGCGACAACCACAACAGCAAGAAUAACUCUACUGUCCUGAUCAAAUCGCCUGAGGAAAUUGCAUUUCUUCGCAAGUUGAAUUGGACUCUCUUGCCAUUGAUCUUUCUCAUCAUUUUUAUUCAAUUUUGUGACAAAUCUGCACUGACUGUAGCUGCUGUGCUGGGCAUCAUCGAAGACACAGGCAUGAGUGGUAGUCAGUAUAGCUGGCUAGGCUCCAUCUUUUAUUUAGGUUACCUAGUUUGUCAGACACAAUUAUUAACCAAAAGCGUCUUAUUUUACUUUGAAUACUCAAUUCAGGUACCAAACAAUUACUUGAUUCAGAGACUACCAAUUGGGCGAUAUCUAGGUUGUGUCUUGGUCAUUUGGGGUAUCGUAAUGGGAGCAACGGGUGCUUGUAACACAUUUGGUCAAUUGCUCGCCACCAGAUUCUUAUUGGGUCUCUUUGAAGGUGUCACAUAUCCUUGUAUCUAUAUCUUGCUAAACACUUUAUACCGUAAAUCUGAGCAAUCAAGAUGUUGGGGCUUUGUUCAUGUCGGCACAGGCAUGGGCACUAUCUUGGGCGUUGUCAUUGCUUACGGCCUUGCUCAUUUAGACGGUGUCAAAGGCCUCCGAGGCUGGCGUUGGGGAUACAUUGUCUUUGGUAUCGCUACCGUCGUCGUUGGCUUCUUGACCUUCUUCUUCUUGGUGGAUGAUACUCACCAUAGAUUGUUGCGAUUGACCGAAAAAGAAAAAGAAAUCGUUCAAGAAAGAUCCAAAGACAAUUGCGUAGUGCGAAACAAGGAAAUCAAGAGGGAGCAAAUGUGGGAAGCUGCUAAAGAGCCUCGACUGUGGAUCCUCUUUGUGGUCUUUCUCUUGAACAGUCUUCAAAAUGGUGGAUUGAUCACAUUUAGCGCCUUGCUUGUCCAAGGCCUUGGUUUCUCUUCUCUCAAUUCCAUCAUCCUUCAAAUUCCCAAUGGCGCUGCCGCCGCAUUUUUUGCCAUGGUAUCUGUCUUGCUUGCUCACAAGCUUCAAAGAAACACGUUUACAGCCAUCGGCACAACCAUUAUUUCCUUGCUGGGCUGCAUAUUUUUGGCUGUCAUUCCUGGUACACCAAAGUUGGUUGGUCUCUAUCUUAGUUGGGCAAUGACAGGUACCUCAUCUCUUAUAUUGACGCUUGUCUCCAACAAUGUCUCUGGUUACACAAAGAAGGUCUUUUACAAUGCUGUUCUUAUCGUAGGACAGACCUUUGGUAACUUUAUUGGCCCUCUUAUCAUGGUUGAAGAUCAAGCACCAACAUACUGGGGAGGCAAGUAG
Molecule: messenger RNA, 1368 nt
Organism: Mucor velutinosus
Lineage: Eukaryota; Fungi; Mucoromycota; Mucoromycetes; Mucorales; Mucoraceae
Gene: MDN1
Product: AAA ATPase midasin
Exons: 5
Coding region: 1-1368 (455 amino acids)
Biological process (GO): transmembrane transport
Cellular component (GO): membrane
Molecular function (GO): transmembrane transporter activity
Source: RefSeq, a predicted model, not a curated record